This is a messenger RNA of Neolamprologus brichardi, 1161 nucleotides long. Lineage: Eukaryota; Metazoa; Chordata; Actinopteri; Cichliformes; Cichlidae. The record is from RefSeq and is a predicted model, not a curated record.
UUACUCCAUUACAUUUUGUCGGAUUGACCUCAAUGGUUACAGCUUGUUUUUUUUUCUUUUGCUCUGUUAUCAAGCUGGUGACAGAAACAACAAUUUUUGGAAUAGAUGUUAUGAACAACUAUUUUUUUGCCCCUUCCAAGUUUGUCAGAAAACUGAAGUAAAAAAACAUUUCAACAUGCUAGCUACAGGAACUUGGGUCUACGGAGAGUUGCUUCCAGAGCUGGAGGGUCAACAGGGCUGGAAACUCUGUUUGCACCACAGAGACUUUGAACCAGGUAAGCCCAUUGUAGAAAACAUCACAGAUGCCAUCUAUAACAGCAGGAAGACUAUCUGUGUGAUCAGCCAGCAUUACCUGCAGAGUGAGUGGUGCUCCAGAGAAAUCCAGAUGGCCAGCUUCCGUCUGUUCGAUGAACAUAAGGAUGUGUUGAUCAUGGUGUUUCUGGAGGACAUACCAGCCAAGCAGCUGUCUCCGUACUACCAAAUUAGGAGUCUGGUGAAGAAGCGCAGCUACCUGAGUUGGCCACAGGCUGUUCAGCACACUGGAGUCUUCUGGCAGAAAAUACAACAAGCUCUCAAGAGAGAAGAAAACCCUGCUGAGCACAGGCACCUCCUCACUGGACACUAGAGAGUCAUCCAGUGAGAUUUACCCAGGUGGAAAAAUCAUAGAUUGUAUAUCAAUCAAUCAAUCAAUCAAGUCAAAAUGCUGUGAAACUGGACCCCUUCUGACCAUAGACACAUAGCACAAACAUCACAUUGGAAGACAGGUUGGAGAGAGGUAGAAUGAUAAGAACAACAAUGAAAAAUAAACAACAUCAGGGACAAGAGGAGGAAAAACAAACUCUACUCAAACUGAGCUAAUAACUGGUAGAGCAGUUUGAGGACAGUAAAAAAAACACCUCAGCGCAGAAAAGCACAUGAAUCUUCACAUCUUAUACCAUGUAAGAAGGAUGCGACAUGCAAUGGGGGGUAGCCAUCGCCAGCUUAUUGCAAACAAACUGCAUUCCAAUUUCACUUCAAUUUCAAUGGUUCUAGAAGGGAAAACAGCUGCCUUGACAAACAGCUGUGCUGCCUUGACCUGUGACCUCAGUGAACACUUUCUGGUCUGGUGGACUUUCCUGGAGUGCCAUCUGCUAUUUACUAUUUCUUUUUCUUUCUUUUUUU